Trichoderma citrinoviride is the source of this 1053-nucleotide messenger RNA. RefSeq names its product S-adenosyl-L-methionine-dependent methyltransferase. Lineage: Eukaryota; Fungi; Ascomycota; Sordariomycetes; Hypocreales; Hypocreaceae. Gene Ontology annotation, cellular component: mitochondrion. The record is from RefSeq and is a predicted model, not a curated record. Gene Ontology annotation, molecular function: protein methyltransferase activity; nucleic acid binding. The transcript has a single exon. Bases 1 to 1053 code for a protein of 350 amino acids. Gene Ontology annotation, biological process: protein methylation.
AUGCCGCGAAUUCCGCCAUGGCUCUUUCGCAGGGCCAAUCGUCGCUCACCCAACCUCGCUGCACUGCUGCCAGCUUGCAGAAACCUUCAAUCUGCCGUGAAUGAGCUGCGAUGGCUCCAAGAGCAUGUCAACGGCACCACGCGCACCAACAAAGAGGACCUGCUCGCCAGACUGUGUAGAAAAAGAGGGCAAGGCUAUCCUUUGCAGUACAUUUUGGGAUCUCAGCCGUUUGGGCCCCUUGAUAUCAAAUGUCGCCCUGGCGUCUUGAUUCCCAGACCCGAGACCGAGGCGUACACCUAUCAUCUUGCUGACCUUAUCAAGGCUGGGGGCUUGAGGGUCGAUGCAUCGGACCAGGGUCUCGGAAUCGUCGACUUCUGUACGGGCACGGGCUGCAUACCUCUACUCCUCUAUUCUUUGCUCUCCAGACGAUUCGACCGCUUAGAGGUUCUAGGAGUAGAUGUCUCUUCACAAGCGGUCAGCCUGUCUAGAGCCAAUAUAGCUCACAAUGCCAGGCUUGGGCAUCUCUCAGAUAUGCGACCAAACCACACUAUCAGUAUCUUACAAGCGGACAUCUUUCAGGACCAAGUUAUAGACAAGCUCCGAGAACGCACCUGGGAUGUGAUGGUAUCUAAUCCGCCCUACAUUUCCCGGCGAGCGUGGCGCUAUGGAGGCGGCCAGAUUGGACACUCGGUUCGCAAGUAUGAGCCGUCCCUGGCCUUGGUCCCAGGAGAUGAUAUUUUCGUCCCCGCACAUUGGGAGCACGAGGAUGUCUUCUAUGCCAGAUUAUUGGACAUCGCAUACAGACUCAAGCCAAAAGCGAUGCUGUUAGAGAUUGGUGAUGAGAUGCAGGCGGUUCGUGUUAUAUCACGAUUCUCUCAGCACAAACUCUCCAUGGAUUCGCACAUAGUGAUAUGGCGAGAUUGGCCGGACCUAACGCCAGGACAUGACGAAGGCUUUUCGCUGGAAACAACAACGGUUGAUGGACGCAGCCAAACAGUCCUCGCCAAAGGCAGCGGGAACAUACGUUCCAUCUUCGUUACACUUGGCUCCUGA